Molecule: messenger RNA, 1818 nt
Organism: Aspergillus calidoustus
Lineage: Eukaryota; Fungi; Ascomycota; Eurotiomycetes; Eurotiales; Aspergillaceae
Source: the annotation of a GenBank genome assembly
AUGCCGAGAGAAGAGCCGCUCUUGGCACCGCGAAUAUCGUCCGAGCAAUCGUCUAUCCGAAAUGCUGAAGAAGAAGACGCCUUGCUAACCGGCGAGCGUACCCGCUCCGGCCACCACCACCGCCGCGGGUGGGGAUUCUGGAGAGAAGUCGGUCUGUUCGUCUGGGCGCUGAUAGCCACCGUCGCCGUUGUCGUUAUUGCAGUCGUGUACCAACAUGAAACGAGCCGAGCGCAGAACGAUGGGAAACACUCUUGGGGCCCUGGGGGCAAGCCGACCGGGAAACGUAACCUUAUCUUUAUGGUGUCGGACGGGAUGGGCCCAACCAGCCUUACAAUGACUCGCAGCUACAAACAGCUGACCCAGGGACUCCCAGCUGACGAGAUUCUCGUGUUGGACAAGCAUAUUCUUGGUACGUCGCGCACGCGGUCGAGCUCGAGUUUGGUGACCGAUUCGGCGGCCGGCGCGACGGCCUUCUCGUGCGGGUCGAAGAGUUACAACGGCGCCAUCUCUGUGCUUCCGGAUCACUCGCCCUGUGGUACCGUACUCGAGGCUGCGUCUUUGGCGGGUUACAAAACCGGUUUGGUGGUGACCACGCGCAUCACCGAUGCUACGCCGGCUUGUUUCGCAUCGCAUGUGAAUCUACGACAAUACGAAGAUCAAAUCGCGGAGCAGGAGAUUGGCGAGCAUCCUCUGGGACGGGUGGUAGACCUCAUCAUGGGUGGUGGACGGUGCCAUUUCUUGCCGAAUACAACCGAUGGAAGUUGUCGGGCUGACGACCGUGAUCUGAUAGCUGUUGCCAAGGACAAGGGUUUUAGUUAUAUCAAUGACCGCAAGGGCUUCGACGGCCUGGAUGGCGGUGCAGAUGCAAAAUUACCACUCCUUGGGCUUUUUGCAGAGAAGGAUAUUCCAUACGAGAUUGACCGCCGAUCCCAGAAUGACGUCUAUCCCUCUCUGGAGGAGAUGGCCCGUUCGGCCCUUAAGAUCCUCAGCGAAGCCACCAGAGACAGCGAGCAGGGAUUCUUCCUCAUGAUUGAGGGUUCGCGGAUCGACCAUGCGGGCCACGGCAACGAUCCAGCUGCUCAAGUCAACGAAGUCCUUGCCUAUGACAAGGCUUUUGCGGCUGUCCUCGAGUUCCUCGACAACGACUCCACGCCAGGUGUCCUUGUCGGCACCUCUGACCAUGAGACUGGCGGCCUUGCCGUUGCCCGUCAACUCCACACGACCUACCCAGAGUACCUCUGGCUACCUGGCGUCCUCGCCAACGCAAGUCACUCUGCUGAAUUUGCUGCUCAAGAGCUGUCGGACCACCUCAACGAGCAACCAGAUAAAGAGGCUUACAUCCGCGACCUCCUCAAGAAAUCCCUAGGUGUCGAAGACGCCACCAAGGAGGAAGUAGACGCCCUCAUCGACCCCGACAACGAGAUCCCGCCUUCCUACGUCUUUGCCGAUGUCAUCAGCCGCCGUGCCCAAGUCGGCUGGUCGACACACGGCCACUCAGGCGUCGACGUAAACAUCUACGCCUCCUCCACAAAGGACGCUUGGCCGCUUCAAGGAAACCACGAAAACACUGAAGUUGGCUCCUUCCUCGCCAGUUACCUCGACCUCGACGUCGCGGCCAUCACAAAGCGCCUCCGGGACGCGGAAUUCUGGUCCUACUCCACCUCUCAAGACGAAACGGCUACAGCGCCAUCGAGCUUCAACUGGCUCGGUGACCCGCUCGGCCAAGAUGUCCGCACUGAAGGGCUAGAUAGCUAUCAUGGCGAAUUUAAGAAACGAUCUGUCUUUGGGGAUGAGUGUGGGUGCGGGGCAGCACAUUGA